GCUUUAAUCAGCAAGUGGGUGAAGCAAGGGGUUGAACAGUCAUCGUCCAAUGUCUACCCGUGUGCACCCGAGGCUGCUAGACAGUUGUCAUUUUAUCUUCUUCGGCAACCUUCAGCAGCUUCAUCAACAUCAAUGACUUCCAACAUCGUUGUUGUUGCCGCUGGCAUCCUCCUCGCUGGCUUGGUGCACUGUCAGCCACAGACGUUCGACCUGUUGGAGCUGUGCGGCCAGACACACCUGGUGACGUCAUCAGCCCUACUGGUGGCCGACGUGGAUGGCUACUCGGGUACAGCCGAGAACUGCCAGGUGAAGGUGGUGUCUCGCCACGAGAACCUCUUCAACCAUCUCCGCCUGCAGCUGCUGGAUGUGGACUCCGACUGCAGGUACCUGCGGAUGUACAUUCGUGACGUCAAAACCUCCUGGCACUCAGACAACAUCUGUGGCACGGGAUGGUCGUCCAUCAUGUACGAAACAUCGGACACCGCUGUCAUCGACGUGUGGAAAGUUGGCGGCUAUUUCAACAGAAACAUGAAGUUCACACUCUUGGCGACUAGUUUUUCUAAUGACAUCAGCUCUGGAGACUUUGUCUGCGACAACUCUGAGAGCAUCGACGACAGACUCCGCUGUGACGGCUACAACAACUGCGGCGACUGGUCUGAUGAGAGGUCGUGCACUUUCCUGACGUGGCCCUGGAAGGUGGCUUUCAUUGUUGGAGGGUGCGGCCUGGGCCUCGUCAUCGCUGUUGUCAUCGUCGUUCAUGUCAUCAGGAGACGCAACCGUCGGGCGGCGCACAAUGCCCUCACUCGCGCUCCGGUUGCUACGCCAGUCAAGCAGACCGAGGUACCCGGACUACCUUCCUACGGCUCCAUCGCCGCCUUCCCACCACCGCCACCCUACUCGGCCGUCGACAGUCAGGUCAACGUGCCACCCGCUUCCCCACCCGUUUAUCAAACAGAAGAAGCGACUGAAGCUACACCCACCGGACGCUAAUUUCGUUACUCGUGGAGGACAUUGGGGGUACGUCACCCACCGUCUACCCUGUCGGUGGUCACGUGCCUUGGUGUGACGCUCCCGUGUGGUGUUGUGACGUCACGCAACCGUCGCGUCUGUAAUUAAAACAUUAUUUUUGUGUUUAUUUAAUAACCUUUAACAUGAGUUUACAUUAGGAAAUCGUUGAAGAUACAGCCUGAGUUUCUUGUCGUGUAAAUGUUUACAGUGGAGUGUCCAGUAGUAAAAGAUGAAACUGAAUCGCAGUU
Messenger RNA from Pomacea canaliculata, 1256 nucleotides. RefSeq lists its product as uncharacterized. The transcript has 5 exons. Bases 133 to 990 code for a protein of 285 amino acids. The record is from RefSeq and is a predicted model, not a curated record. Lineage: Eukaryota; Metazoa; Mollusca; Gastropoda; Architaenioglossa; Ampullariidae. Gene Ontology annotation, molecular function: protein binding.